GGCUUGUCGUUUUCGUUCUUUCCAAUUCCAACACUGCUUGUCCAUACAACAAUUCCUAACUAUAACUAUAUAUCUCAAUAGCUCGUCUAGUCCUUCUUUUCUACAUUUCUUAGCGUACCGAUCACAAAACACAGUUGCCGGCCGACCGUGCUCACUCUCGCCUAACUUCAAAUUCAACACACUCUUUGACGUUCGUGCGACUGUCUCAUAAUCAUGUCCUACUCAAAAGGCAAAGAGCGAUUUACCGUCACCGAUUACCUGUAUGACCAUGGAGAAAGGGAUAUAGAGACGGCCUACGGGUGUAGCUACGCCGGAAGCAGCCCACAAGCAUUAAGUUCCGCAGCAGCGGCUACGGUGGCCGCCAGUGCGAGCACCAGUGCGGCGUCACCAAACUACCGACCAGUAGAGAAAGAAAAGCGAGGAGCGCUAAAGCUUCACGGACCUAUGCCAUCACCGUCAGACUUCUAUCUCCCUUCCACACACAACCCUCUCUCAACAUACUCCUCUAUACCCUACUCUUUCUCAUCCCAGACGCAAUACGGCGAGGAUAUGGUUCAAUCUACUUCAGAUGAAGGUAUGCUUCAAUCAUCACCUGUAACUUCUCGUUCGCCAGGCAUGCAGAUGCAAUUUUCACCUCGGUCACAAACAAUAAUGGGUGAUCACUUUGGAGAACAAGGAAAUAGGGUAUCGAUGACCACAGAUAUUUCCGAGAAGAGAGGUAGUACGUCAGAGGGUAAGGAUAAGGACUGGCCCGUCCCAGCGCCAAUAGCCAAGAAGAAGUGGUGGGAUAGAAUCUUCCCGUCCACAUUAUACACGAGGUUGCUUUUGGCGGUUAUCAUCUUCGAGACGGUCGUCGACCUUUGCAUCGAGGGCAAUAUCUUAUACCGGUUCAAUGAAGAAGUGAAAUCGAAUAGUUCAACCGAGGUCGAACUCGAGAACAAGCGCCGUUUGCCAAUCUAUCUGAUCAUUUUUGGUCUUGCCCACUUAUGGCAGUUUGUCCUCACUGUCGUCGCUAUUCGCACCAAAAACUCUAUCCAAGUCUUUGCCGUCACAAUCUUCAACUUCGCUUUCCUUGGAUAUGCUGUCAUUCAGAUUUUUGAGCUUCGCAAAAUCUUGGGGAGCAACCUCGCUGAUGGACUUACUGGCGGAACCAGUACAACAUUGAUGACAAUUCCGCUCAACAUCUUGACUGCAUUGAUAAUUGUGAUCAUUGGAGCUUCGUGUUUGGCUUUACUGGCACUCUCUGUGCUGCUAAGACGAGAAUUCGGCUGGCAACGAUACCGGUUCCUCGGCGCAGAUCUCAUGAUACGGGAAUACUUCUUUAAAUUCCAGGUCUUUGAGUGUAUCUGCUAUUUUAGCGCCUUUUUCUGUGCUGGGUUUGGCAUCCAGUUUAUCUGGCUGGUUCUUAAUCCGACGGAUGCGGAAUACAUCGUUACAUGGGUUGCAUUCCCUCUUUUAAUUAUAUUCCUCGUUAUCGGUCGGUUUGCAGCCAAGUAUGAAAACAUGUACUUCAUGGCUGCAUUCAUGGUUGGACUUUGGGGAGGAUGUGCCUACUUCAUUUUCAAACUCGUUCGCAUCUGGCAACAAGUCUCAACAACUUAUGUCAACCUCGAAAAGUCCCUAACGAUUUUCGAUAUAUUUAGUCUGGUAUUACUCGCCGCUUGUGGGGUAUGGGGUGUGAUGGUCUGGAUCAAUUUUGGAAAGGGAUUGAAGCAGGCUUUGCUGGCCAAGCCUCGUGCGAAAAUGUUUGGAGGAGUGUUGGGUUUCUGGUCAAAUGAUAGCGAGGCUUCUGAAGAAAAGGGACAGGAAAUGACCUUGGCGCAGCGAAGGAUCAGUAUCGACUAAAGACAUCGGCGUUCAAACGGAGAGCAGGCUCUCGACUGAAUUUGUAACUAUUUGUUCUUUUAUUUUGGGUUUAGGAAGUGAUGUCUCCUUGUGGGGCCAGCUCAAUGUCUGCUGGCACGAGAGAGCUCAAACGAAUGGCCUUGAUUGGUCAUUGUUGUGAUAAUCUAUAGUCAUUACUAUGCAGCAUACCGUUUAUAUCAUAAUUAAUGCUCUCGUUAUUCGUAAAUGGCG
Cryptococcus deneoformans JEC21 is the source of this 2076-nucleotide messenger RNA. Its product is annotated as expressed protein. The record is from RefSeq and is a predicted model, not a curated record. The transcript has 7 exons. Lineage: Eukaryota; Fungi; Basidiomycota; Tremellomycetes; Tremellales; Cryptococcaceae. Gene Ontology annotation, cellular component: Golgi apparatus. The coding region runs from base 214 to 1845 and encodes 543 amino acids.